UAUACAGUUCUGUAUUAACUGCUCUAACUGACCAAGUUAGCAUUUGUUAUUACCGUACCCAAAUUCACAAUUAGCCAAUCAGAAGGUGUGUCCACUGCCUGAUAUCCUGCAAUAUCAAGUCAUUGACCUGAUAUAGCUACAAUAUCGUGAUCACUUGACCAAAUUUGGUUACAAUAAAUCUUUUUGGUAAGCUUCGGUGACAUAUCAGGCUCAGUUGGUCUCGCCAUGGGUAUUUUGGCUUGACUAUGUCUCACCUGGUCCGGCCUCAAGAGUCCUCAAGGGCCCCGACAAGGAUGAGUGAGUGAGUGAAUGAUGUCUCACCUGGUAUGCCACCGAAGCGUACCAAAAAGGUACAAUUAGUUAUAACUAUCACCAACGACACACUUGCAUGAUGUCAUUAUUUGACUACAACUAUUAGGAUUUAUUUUGUUUCUCCAUUAUUAUUUAAAUUUUUAAACUACAGUGAGAUUUAACCAACAAAUGCCCUAAUUAGCAUUAGAAAAAGAAAAAAGGAAGGGUUCCGAUACUUGUCAAAUUUUGCCACCAUGCAAAUCACCUACUCAGCUGACUUGUGAAACUUCUGGAUCUAAUUUUAACUUACAGUCUUAUACAAUGCAUUGUCUGGUGAUGAAAGCAUAUGAAAAUAAUAAUCCCAAUUAGGGAAAUAUGAAAAAGGUGAUUAAUAUUCUGGGGUUGGGGGCAGAUGAAAAUCCAUUCUUGCAUUUGUGAUCUCCUUAUCCACCUCCUUUCUUUUAAUGUGCCAUCUAAAUAAAUGAGAAAAUAUUUUUUACCAUUUCUCAUAUUUCACAGUUUCAAAAUAUUAUGCUACUCAUCAACAGAAAUCUAUUGUUAUCAAUAUUGAUUACUGUCAACAGGAGCCAUUGUUCAUUGUGAGGUGACCUUCAGGAACUCUUCUAAAAAUAAAGACAGCUGAUUAGAUUUUUUUCCCUAAAUGCCAUCAAAAGGGCCGUGUUUUAUAAUUAAUUUUUCCCCCAAGACAUUUGAUUCCUUAUCUGGCAUUAUCAGACAAAAUUGAUGUGGUUUUUCAUAGGGUUUUAUUAUUAAUUGCUGUAAUUUGAUGAGUAUUCACUUUGUUGUCUUGCAUUUCCUUGCAAAAAUUUGCUUAGAUUUCCUUUCUAUCAGGUAAACGUUAUUUUUUAUUUAGUUACUGUUUCGGGCAAAGAUGAUUAAUUUUUCUCAUGAAGUGAUCAUUUUCAGCCAAAUUUUCUUGGUUGCUCGAAAGUUAUAAUCAAUUUAUAAACAAAACGUUUUCAGCGAAAUCUGAAACUUUUCAAGCGUCAGUUAUUUUUCCUUCCACGUUCUCGAACAACAUGCAAUGAAAACAGUAACAAAUUUUGACAUUACCAUUGUUCCGCCUGUAAAAACGCAAACAUUUUACUGGCGAAACUCCUUGAUUAGAAAGUGACGAAAUACAUUAUAAAUAUUUGUUCAGACCUAUCCUUUUGAAAGAAACAAAACCAUCUGUUUCUAUUCCAUUUCAUCUUAGCGAAUUAUAUAAACGUAAAAAAGAAUAAAAAAAUGUAACUGAGGCACAUUUAGCGCAAAAAUAUACAACCUAUUUAUCUCGGGUAAUUACUUAAGUGUAAAUAUUCUAUCGCUUAUGGAAUAUGCUAUAUUUGGAUUGACAUUUUAAAUGUAGAAGGCUAUAUCAUUUACAAACCCCAAACAACAAUAAUUGAAGUGAUAACCAUUGUUAUUUUGGGUUGUUAAGUAGCCAAUCAGACGCCUCAAUUCAGCCAUGCGUGCAAUGGUCUAUUGAAAGGAAACAAUCGCAUGUUGACAAUGUCUUAGCAUAAAUUAAUUUGUCGAAUUCCUCAAAGAGAAUCGAAGAUCAAAAGCAUUAUUGAUACGCGAGCCCAUGAAUUUUACGUUACAACAAUCAAAUGCAACAUUUGAAGGUAUGUAGAAAAUCCCCUCAGAUUGGUUGGACAAUCAUGAAUGUUCAGUUUUUUUUGUUUUUUUUUUGGCGGGUUGUUUCGUGUGACUGAUUUUUAAGUCAAGCAUCUCAGAAACGAUCAUGAUUCUCAAGUUCCCACAGUAACUUUUUGAUCCCCUCUAUAAAAUCAAAGAAGUACCACAAUUGGCAGGUGAACAUUGGUUGAUCUGUUACUUGUGAAGCUCAUACCCUCCAAGUUGGUUUGCAUAGCAUACCCUUCUGAACGUUAUUGCAGCAGUUUAUUACAAAGGGGAAUCACCCUUUUCAAAGUGAGUAGUAAGAUUUUUCGGUGAGUGAAGAAAACGCAAAGUAUCAUUUGGAGUUGCACCAUUGGUGGAACACCUCUUUCCUGUAACAUGGGCAAAUGGUAACAGCACAACUCCUUGGGUACUUUUCUUGUUUAUCCCUAGGCGAGAAAAGAUUACUGAUUGUUUAUCAAGUCUUUUACUGCCUGCCGACAAUUACUCAGUGGCAUCCAACCAAUCAUAGGGUGUUAUCACAAGUGGAUUAGUAAACGUCAUGAGUGCUGCCAAUAACACCUGCACACAAACUUGUCAAACCAGUUUGACCACUUUCCCGGAUGUCAACUUGAUUACGUCAUCCUCCUUUACAGUACAGCUUCUGUUGCCCAGGCAACGGGCAGAUCUGAUAGCGUUUUCCAGAUUUUGAUUGGUCUAUUUAGCAGCUGAUUGACAGGUUGUCGGUUUCAACACAGCGGGUGUGGGAGCCGACUUUUUGUGCACACGUCUAUCAGAAGGUUUUGUGGCGUUUGAUUUCAUGUUCCCGCCCCUGCCUCUUUUGCUUGAAAAUCCCACAUACUUUUCUGCUCGCCAAGAGGAAAUUAAGGAAGACUUUCGGUGUCAGUUUCGAGUUCAAACUCCCACGAGGAUUCACGAUUCAUCCCAAAACGAUAUUCGACGAUUCCAGUACAUAUUUUGAUAUCUUUCAACGAGCGACCAGACUUCCACCGCCAUUGUAUGUGUCGUGUUCUCUGUUGCAAAACACCACAUGGCCGCCGAAUGAAAGGAACUGCAGUUGCUGUUGGUUUCUGAAGUUCGUUGGUUGUUUCAUCGGCUUUUGCCGUCAAGGAAGGGACUGGAUCGACAAGAAGAAUCAAAGCCGAGAAAUUGAAACGACCCUUACUGCCCGCCGUCGUUGUUGGAAGCAGACUAAAUAAUCGUUUUUUUACCAUUCGCUGCACAAAUUAUAUUCGGUGAGCCUCGUCCUCGAGCCGGUCACGUUCACCUGGCAAGUGGAAUAUAAUCCAGUGAAUGUGCAGCUUCGUCCUUGAAAAUACUUCAUCAAAUAGCAAGGUAUGGCAUCUGAAACUGUAUCAAAGGGUUCUAAACGCUUGAAGUUAUCGCCAAACGACGAUGAUGUGAGAAAUUGUACAACGAACGAGCAGGAUCAAUCAAUUGACUCGACUUUGGAUGAGAAAGCAAUCAAGUCUGUCGACAAGGAUGAGGCGAUGCUGACAAAGAAAGACAGUGAGUUAGUUGUUAUAUCAUCUUCCUCCUCUGAUGAGGAUUCUGACAAGGAAGUGAAGAAAGAUGCAAGUGAACCAGUUGUGAAGAAAGAAAAAGACAAGGUGGACACCUCCUCCACUGAUGUUGUGAACAAGGAAUUACAAUCAAAUCCAAUUGAAUCAAGUGAACAUCAGCCUAAAGCAGAUAUGACUAUGACUAAUGUAGAACAGAAAACAGGUAGCAAAGAUUCAGACUCGGAUGAGUGCAUCUCACAAGAGGAUCUUCUAGCGCAGUUGGGUUUGAGCUCUGUUAAAGAACUAAACAGAAAAGAAGCAACAAGCAGUAGUGACAACACUGCACCAUCUGCUAAUGCAAAUGGUGUUGAGAAAAAGCCUUUGAUUUCCCAUAGGGCAAGAGAAAGUAUUGUUGAAUUCUUGAAAGUACCAAAACUGUCCUCUUUGGAAAGUAAGAAAAAAGUGAACGGUGAGACAAAGGCGGAUGCUACUAUUAUUAAUGGUGAUACCAGUGAUGGCUCAAGGCCAGAUUCACCACUUUCUGAUGAAAAUGAUGAUGACCUACUGGCAAAAGAAAAAUUGAUUGCCCACCUGAGGAAUGAACUAAGGCAAGAGGAAGCUAAACUUCUCUUGUUAAAGAAGUUACAUGCUGCACAAAAUGAUGUCAAGGGUAACUCCAGACAACAGAAAGAAAAUGUUGUUGAGAAAUCACAACCACAGGCAGCUGUUCCACAGGGAAACCAGCCAGUUAAAUCCUCCAUGCAAUUGCUGCCUAAAAAAGGGCAGAACCUUCCUCCUCCACCACCACUGAAGGCAUCAACAGUGUUAGCAUCCUCCACAUUUCAUCCACCAAGAGACGUACCAGUACAACCUAGACUGCUGCCAAAAGGGAGUAGUACUGCCCAAUCACAGCCUUCAAAUACUGCUUCAUCAAAGUUUGUAGGUUCUGCUGCACAGACUUUGAAGGAGUUUGCUGUGCAACAGCAGUCCAUGCAUCAACAGUCAGCCCAGCCAAACUCAAAACCUGGGUCUUCUGCAAUUGCUGACCUGCAGAAUGUGGUUACAUGCAUGGCAAACUUAAUUCAGCCAACUCCGUUGUAUCCUCACAGUGGAGGCCGAGGCAGUCCAGUGUAUUCAGCAGCUAAUCAGCCUGCCCCUGUUCGCCCCACUCCUGUGAGAGCAAACAAUGUCAGUAGCCUCCCAGCCAGUAGUGGAUAUGUGUCUUUUCAACAUCACCUGCCCAGUGGCUCUCAUCACCAUGGUGCUGGUGGCAAACAAGCUGCAGCCAAGAUGGCAUUGCGUAAGCAGUUGGAAAGAACCUUGCUUCAGAUCCCGCCACCUAAGCCACCUCCCCCUGAAUGGUCCUUCAUUCCAAGCCUUGGCAGUCCAGAUUUUAUGGUUUUGGUUGGAUUAGAGUCUGUUGUGGAUGUCAUGGCUUCCAAAGAUACCAAGGUUAAACAAAAUGCUCCACUGCAAGAGCAAACAAUAAAUCCCAAAGUUUGUUCACGCUGUAACACUGAUUUCUCACCUUCGUGGACAAAGAAGCAAGACAAUGAUGGCUCAGGCUUAGUAACUGUGUGUGAGAAGUGUAGUACUGUCAAUGUGAAGAAAGAGCUAAAAGCAGAGCACACAGCUCGCUUGAAGGCAGCAUUCCUAAAAGCUCUCAAGCAAGAACAAGAGAUAGAACAAAAGAUAAAUGACAGCCCUUCAAUUGCUCCUAAGCCUCAUCAUCAAAGCCAAAAGUCAUCUCCCCAGCCUCAGCUGGCACCUGCACCACCACGCCAUCACAUUGCACACCACCAACCCAUCAUGCAUCACCAUCACCAGCCUGUUCAACCUGGGCUCUAUCACCAUCACCAGCCGCACACCAACUCCCUCCUGUUUCAACUGCAGCAGCAACACCUCCAGCAGCAACACCAGGAGUUGGAAGCAGCGGCAAGACAACAAGCUGAUGUAAGAUGGCAUCCCUACUUAAGUCAGCACCAUCACUCUGGGUCACGUAACCCACAGCACCAUCACAAUUAUGUAUCGGACUCUGAUAGACAAUAUUUGUUGGACAUGAUUCCUUCUUUGCCAACACCAACUCUUGGUUAUGGCUCUAGUAGAAUGUAGCUGGUGUACAGAAAAGAGUAUCUUGAAGUGAGGACAUCUUGGGCCUUGUUACGUAUAAGUUAAAGUAAUGUUCUAUUAAUUUUUGUAUAGUAUAUGAUAGUACGCACCAGGAAUGUAACUGAUUCAUGUAUCUCCUAUUGCCUUGAUCUUUAAACCGGUAACACGCUUGUUACUUUGUGGGUGAAUUUGUAUCAACAACAGGCAAGUAGAUGGUUCACCCAUAGCAUCAAUGGCCCUUUAUAACAGCCCUGCCAUGUCAUAUUCCAUUAAAUUUUUUAAAGGGUAUCUCUUAACUAGUGUGUGUAACAUACAUGUUCUGUGUAUAUUUAUUACAAGACUGUGAUGUGUUCUCCCGUCUUCACAGUGAUUAGUGAACAAAUCAUGUUGACUCACACUACAGAAGAUACAUCUGUGUGAUUGUUUAAAACACUAGAUUAUUACUAUUAGUCAAAUAUUUUUUACUUCCAGUUCCCCCACACUUUUUGAGAGGAAUCCUUUAAAAAUUUCUUGUAACCAUUUUGCUCCUCUAGUGAAACCUCUACUGUAGUUAUGUGAUUCCAACAUUUAAUUCUGUUGAAAACUACUGGUUUGGUUCUUUCAUGUGGUCCAAGAGCAUUUUCUUUCUGUGGUAUGUAGAAGGUACUGUGAUGUAACAAGGCUCAAGUGUCAAACAGACUAAACAUUUUUUUCAAUGUAGCACUGUAGGACAUUAAUCUCUCUAUAUUAGACCUCUUCAGCUUGGGUGGUUUGUUUUCCCAUUGCAGACCAUGUGAUGAUACUCUUGAGAAUUCUCGCUUUCAAAUUUUUAAAUAGUCGCAUGUAUAUGUAUGAAUAAUUUUAAGAUGGAUAAAAGAAAAAUUCUCUAGAGUAUCUCAUGUGGUCUACAGUGGGAAAAUAAACCGCCCAAGCUAAAGAGGUCUAUUGUAUGACUAUCUGUGCUUCUUCCAUGCUUCCAUCUUACAUAACCUGCGUAGUAAACGUUCCCUUUCCAUUUCUAGGUGGGGAGAUCGAGCAAGUGAGCAAACGAGCAUGCCUAGGGUGAACAAAAAAUGGGGAGAAGUGGGGAGGGGGUGAGCAAAAGGAGGGGAAGGGGUGGGGAGGAAAGGAAUCACCCCCAACCCCAACCCCUUAUUUCUUUGCACUUAACUCGCAGUUUUGUUGCCUUCACAUGCUUCUGGAAAUGAAUGCCUGCUACACAGGCCACAUCUUGCAUAGAAGGCCAUUCUUGUCUAAGAUGACCAAAUCUUUCAUGUUCUCUCACAGUGGUUUGUUAAGUAUGAUAUCAUAGCAUGGUUAUCAUAGUCAUUCAUAUAAUGAUCAUAAGCAGCAUUUCUACUCUGAAAGAAAAAUGUCAAACUUGAAUAAUUUCAAGUUAAGUCCUAAAUGAUGAGUCCAUAAUAAUUAUUAUCUGACAUGGGUGCUACAAAGCACAGUAACCUUAUAUUCAAAUCUCUUGCAAACUGAUAGUUUCUUUGUCCUUGUUUGUCUACAUUUCAACUAGAUUGAAAACACUUCAAAUAGUUCUGUACAAAAUCUCUUAACACUUUUAUGGCAAGAGGUGUCAUUGUAUUGCUUUGAAUCUUUUGCUAAGUAUUCUAUUCCUUCUGAGCGAAAAUGGAAACUUUUCAAUGCAUUAUUUAUUAUAACAAAAACAAUUGUUUCAGAGAUACUAUUCUGUAGCAUAUAUUGAAGAAUUAAAAAUGGAGUUCUACUAA
This is a messenger RNA of Orbicella faveolata, 7264 nucleotides long. RefSeq lists its product as uncharacterized. Gene Ontology annotation, biological process: negative regulation of transcription by RNA polymerase II. Gene Ontology annotation, cellular component: NuRD complex. Lineage: Eukaryota; Metazoa; Cnidaria; Anthozoa; Scleractinia; Merulinidae. The record is from RefSeq and is a predicted model, not a curated record.